Molecule: messenger RNA, 1060 nt
Organism: Triticum dicoccoides
Lineage: Eukaryota; Viridiplantae; Streptophyta; Magnoliopsida; Poales; Poaceae
Exons: 4
Coding region: 250-654 (134 amino acids)
Source: RefSeq, a predicted model, not a curated record
UCCCGAAAUUCAUGUCGCAGCUGUCAUUUUGCAAUUUAGUCCUCAGCCUUCUCCCGACCGAACCCGAAGUCCCUCUGCGUGGUCGCUCUCUUCCUCCUUCCUCUCCGACCGGCCGGCACCACCGACGCCGUUUCCCUCCGCGCAGCUCCACGCUGCCUGCGCCUCCUCCCCCUCCCCCACAGUUCCUCUCCCUCCCCAGCGCCGGCGCCCUCUCCCUUGCGCGCGUUACCGGCGCUCUCUUCCUCUCGCAUGUCCCUCCGCAUCGGUAAAAAUCCGAUUUUCCCCCUCCGGCUCUUCGAUCUGCAGCGGUCGUGCUCAGUCUGCGGCGGAGAGUACCAAUACGGCGCGACAGAGCUACUUCUGCCGGUCGCCUGCACGGGGCUGCUGCUGCUUGUCGUCAGGUCUGACUACGACGUGGCUACGGCCCACGCAGCAGCGGCGGCGGGAUGGUGGCGGCGAGCUCCGACAUGUUCCUCCAUCCGCUCUAGGACUCCACCGCCAAGCACACCAACCUCAAGGCAUAUGAUGUGCACCCUUGGUCGCCCGGUCCGACGAACUGCUAACGAAACAACGCCCAACGUCAUGAGUGUGCUCACGUUCUGCAAUCAAGCAACCGCCCUUCUCCGUUCUCCUCCAGCAGCAGCAAAAGGUUAAACUUUGCAAUCGUUUUUUACGGUAAGGAAUCAACCCAUCACCCACAUGAAGUUAGCUAGCUGGGUGAUCCUGAUCCAAAUGAAUUAAAGGUGACCUCCUCAAAGUAGUCCAAAGAGAACCUUGCAAGUCCAAGAGAGAACCACCAUACUUGGCAAAAAUGGCAACAUCAAUGUCAAUCAACAGCAUCUAGGCAUUUGGACGAUAAAACAACAUCAAUAUCAAAGAAUUUGAAGAUGCCUCAAAGCAUAGUUUAGCAAGAAGAACACUGGAGGUAAAAACACAAGCAGGAAACACCGUGGUGUUUGUCUGAAUUUAUUUCCUGCACAUCAAUUUUUUUCUCAACGUCUGUAGAGGUUAUGCUUAUGCUAUUGAAUUUUAAAUUGAACGCAAUUAUCAUUUAGAUGCA